GAAGAGUGUAGACUUGUCAUGCAGCCUUUCCAUGUUGACCCCUGAGGUCUGGAAUUAUGCGGGACCUAGCAUGACAGAGUCUACUGUGAGGUCUCUGUCAUGCCUAUUUUACAUGGGAAACUCCCUGUCACCUUGGCCAAAAGUAGAAGAGCCUUCGGCACUCAUGCAACACAGAUUCUUGCGUGAUGCGGAUUUAGCAUGACAACUUGCAUCCUUCCAGCCCCAGACCUAUUUGCAAUGCAUAGGACCAGAUGGGCGGGCUGUUCAACGCCUUCGCCAGCGCCCUGGUCCUGUAUUACCGUGAAAAAUGCC
Molecule: messenger RNA, 312 nt
Organism: Amoebophrya sp. A120
Lineage: Eukaryota; Dinophyceae; Syndiniales; Amoebophryaceae
Source: the annotation of a GenBank genome assembly